Andrographis paniculata is the source of this 773-nucleotide messenger RNA. Its product is annotated as acyl carrier protein 1, chloroplastic-like. The record is from RefSeq and is a predicted model, not a curated record. Gene Ontology annotation, biological process: fatty acid biosynthetic process. Gene Ontology annotation, molecular function: acyl carrier activity; phosphopantetheine binding. The transcript has 4 exons. Bases 147 to 551 code for a protein of 134 amino acids. Lineage: Eukaryota; Viridiplantae; Streptophyta; Magnoliopsida; Lamiales; Acanthaceae.
GAAUUGUUGUGUCGUAGGCGAGUUGCUAUACGAGCAUCACACUCUUCGUGCUCUCCGCCAUCGCUCGCUUAUAACAAACAUCCUCUUCUCCAAUUUCUCAGAUUCAUCUGCGCUCUUCCUUCGCUUUGAUCUCUCACUCCUCGGAGAUGGCGUCCUUUUCUGCUUCCGCGGGUUCGUUCUCGGCUGUUCCCUGCGCCUUGAAACAAAAUCAGCAGGUUCCAAAUUUGAGGAAGGCUUCGCUUUCAUUCAGCGGGAAGGCCUUCCCAUCUUACAAGAUGCCCGCACUUCGUUUCCGAGUUUCCUGUGCAGCCAAACCCGAGACUGUGAACAAAGUAGUUGAAAUUGUGAAAAAGCAGCUGGCUCUUCCUGAUGACAGAGAUGUCAAUGGAGAAUCGAAGUUCUCUACUCUUGGUGCUGAUUCUCUCGAUACGGUCGAGAUUGUGAUGGGGCUGGAGGAAGAAUUUGGAAUCUCUGUGGAGGAAGAGAGCGCCCAGAGCAUCACCACUGUUCAAGAAGCAGCCGAUCUCAUCGAGAAGCUCUUGGAGAAGUGAAGAAAUCGGGCUGCGCCAUAAGUUUUUGCUAAGAAAGUUUCACAUACAUAUAUGGAGGUCCUCCUCACCUCUUCUCUAUGAACCUUUGUUAGUUCUUUUGCGCCGCACCUGUUUUUUUUUUUUUUGGUUUCUGUUCUAUGGCACUCGCCUACUUUUAUUUAAAUUCCUGUCUUUGGAUUCGAUCGAUUUGAUAAUCUCAAGUUACAAAACUUGUGUGAUUUA